This is a messenger RNA of Oryctolagus cuniculus (rabbit), 14039 nucleotides long. The record is from RefSeq and is a predicted model, not a curated record. Lineage: Eukaryota; Metazoa; Chordata; Mammalia; Lagomorpha; Leporidae.
GUCUUUGAGAAAUCCAGGUUAGUUGCAGAUGACACAUUCCUGAACAUGAUCUGACUUCAGUAUUUCGAUCAGGAAUAACACCGUCUCCUUAAUAAAAAGGCCCAGGGGCUGAGAACCCGCCAGAGGUGAGACGGCUUAGAGUUCUAACCAGCUCAGAGUCCAGCGCUUACCGCGGCAUUAGAUUAGCCACUCCAGACAGUUGGUUUUCUGGUGAAACUCACAGAGCACCACCUCAGAGCACCAGGCUUCAGGAGCAGGCAGAUCUGGACUGAAUCUGAGCUCUGUUACCACUGUGCUGGGAAGUGUGGGGCCACUGCUUCAUCUGUGCAUGGUUCAUCUUUAAAUAAAGCAAAAAUGGAUCGAGUGAAGACCUUCCAUGAAGACAUCCGAGAGAGACGCUGCAAGCCGUAGAGCCUGCGGGCCCCGUGUGCCCACAGCCGCCUGCAGCGACCGCAUGGCGUAAGGGCAACCGAGAGCACCCACCUGGAGGGAGCGCGGGCCGUGUGCGUUCUGCCCACCUCUGGGCCACGAAGGCUGCUGAGCGAGAGCGUUCCGUGGAGGAACGAGGGCGAGCAGCGUGAAGAUGGAGACCUCGGUCUCCGAAAUUCAGGUCGAGAACAAGGAGGAGGGGCGCUCGGCGGAAGCCAGCCCUCAGGGUGAGAGGCCGGGGGACAAGGCGGCCACGCUGUGCUUCAAGCGAAGGAAGAAAGCAGCCCCGGCGCCGAAGCAAAAGCCGAAGCCAGCGGUGGGUUCUGAGGGCCCAGCCGCCGCCAGGCCCGGCCCUGGCCCUGCGGGCGCUGGAGCUUCCCAUCAGCCCCCGCGGCGCGCAGGCGCCUGGGCCUCCCUCCAGCGCCUCGUGACGCGCCGGAAGCGGGCGGAUUCCGCGCAGGCGCAGAGGCGUGAGGAGGCGGAAGCGCGGUCCGACGUCCGAGCCGAGGACGCCGCCCUGCCCAAGAAGAGGCCAAGAUCCAGACUGAAGAUUCCUUGCGUGAAAUUCUCAAGAGGGGGCAAGAAGGGCGCGCGUUCCCAGAUUCUCGAGGACUCCGACUGCAGCGGCAGAGUCCAGGGAGAGGCGGAAGGGUCGACUACCCGGGCCCGGACCCCGUCGGCCGAGCGGGCAGCCAAGGCCGCGCCGGCCCCGGCGCCCCCAGAGGCCUCUGAGGCCCCUGGCCGCGGCCGUGGGCCCUCCGGGGAGCAAGUGAUCGCCGUGGAGCUGGGUUCCGAUGGCGGGCGGCCUGCUGUGCAGACAGGAGCGCUCGUCCUUGGGAAAGACAGCGACACGGCGCAGGAGGAGGAGGAGGAACCGGGAGUUCAAGCCCAGCCAGCCGGUGCGCUCGAGGCUGCAGGUGCAGAGCCUCGCAGUGAGGCAGAAGCCGAGGACAGCGUCCCCGAGAGCCGGCCGGAUCGGAAAGACUCGGAGAGAGAGGUGGCCGUGGCGGAGACCGAAUGCGAAGACUCUGGAUUGCGCCAGGAAUCAGACUGGAAAGAAAAUGGCGUCCCUGCAGAGAAACCCCAAGCAGAGGAGAGCAAAAGGAUGGAGCCCAUUGCCAUUAUUAUCACAGACACCGAAAUCAGUGAAUUCGAUGUGAAGAGGUCGAAAAAUGUCCCCAAGCCGUUCUUAGUUUCAGUGGACAAUGAUGGUGGUGUGGAGGGGAGAACUUCAGAACAGUAUGAGACGCUCUUGAUAGAAACAGCGUCUUCGCUCGUCAAGAAUGCCAUCCAGUUGUCUAUAGAACAGCUGGUCAAUGAAAUGGCCGCUGAUGACAACAGAAUAAACAGCCCCCUGCAGUGACUUCAUUUCUGAAUCCUGGGAGAGGGCCGAAAGCUCCUGGUGAAUUAUUUUCCACAUUUAUGGCAUUUAUUUAUUUGUUAUUCAGUGCCAAAUGAGAACUCCUACAAAACUCUCCAGUCCGCUGAGAUGCAGUCACUUCCGGAUUGGAGGAAGUCUGUGCAGACUUGGAAUGCCGAGUGAAGCGCUGGGUGUGACUAAGAUGGGGUGUGGAGAAUGGAGAGCUUUGGGGAGAAAGGAUGUAUUUAUCGAGCACUUACCGUAUGCCCCAGGCUCUUUCAUGUCCUCUGAUGUCAUAGAGUCCGGUUGAAACAUUUUUUUUCAAAAACUUUUCCUGACGGUGCGUUUUUAUCUUGUUUAAGAUGAUGACUAGGGUGAGCUCUUUUAGUGACAUGUGGUUUUUAGUUAUUACACUCAUAAAGCAAGUCCUCUCACCUCAAGAAAUGUAUUUUGUCAGUUUCAGCAGUGAGUGUGCAGAACACGCAUGUUGGAAUUAAACGUGAGUGGUUUCUAGUCUUGAGCACUGUUCCUUGCAAAUGCCACUCACUGGUUCCUUCAGCCAGGCACGUACAAAAGUGUGGAAAGAGUGCAUCGUUCCUCCCCAUCUUCCUCCUGCCCCAGUAGGCCUGGAUACAUCUAUUUCUACAGAGGCUGAUCUGCUAAAGAAAAAAACAACAAAAGCAAGACAAAGAGAAGGUUACUUUUUGUCCAAUAGAAGGAAGGAGGUGGACUUCCCAAGUAGCAAAUGGCCACGGCUCACCAUAACACUGACCUUGCAAAAUCACUUCUGAGAAGCUGGUUAGUCAGCCUCUCUUCCCAGAGGGGAGAGUAAAGGAAGUCAGAUCCAGGCUUGGAAGUUAAGGUCCUAGGAGGCCACAGUAAUUUAGUGAAAACGUCACUGAUUCAUGGCCAAGAAUGAGCCACUGGCAUGGUUGACUAGAAAGAGCAAAGUUAUUGCUACAGCACAUUUUAUUUUAAUUGCCAGUAUUCUUUCAUUGUCUCUAGGUAUUGAGAGACCAGCAAAAAGCUUUUUUCAUGGAUAUUGAAAAUCAAGUUUUUCAUUGUGAUUUUUCAGUCCAGUUAAUACUUUACCAAGAGGAAAAGGGCUUAUUUGCAGUUUACUCAGUUAUUUAAAGGGUAGCUUCUGAUCUCAUCAGUGAUUGCUGAAUUUGUUGACGUGCAAAAGUAUCUUCACAUUUUCCUCCCUUCAUGCUUGUAACCUUUGGGAGAAAUCCUUCAGCUCAGCAAGAUGGAAAGUGGGUCUUUCUACAUACAUGACCCAGGAAAUAAAUUUCUUUAAAUUCUACAGUUCUUAAGCAUGAAGGAAAAAAAACCGCUAAGUCAUUCUGAAAAGACUCUUUUCAGUUCACUAUAUGUGGUGCUAACGGACUUGAACAGCUACCAGCAAAACUCCUAUCACAUUAAAAAGUGAACAGUGGGCAAACCCGAUGAAGAUGAGUACAUUUAGCCCUGUUUGAAGACUCUGGUCUUCAUUUUCUACAAGGAUGGCUCCAAGCCAACAUAUCUGUGUUGGAAGCUUUUACUAAUUGCUUAAGAAUGAUCAUAGCACUUAUGAGUUAUUAAAAAUAUUUUUGGAAGGUUUAGACAUUUGGGAUUUUUAAAAGCAGUUACAAGGUCUUUUUGGUUAAGAAAGUAACUUUUUAAGUAGUUGUAGGUGUUUUUUUUUUCACUGUGCUCUUAUAGAUAUUUUUGGGUAGAAUAUAUUAUUGUCUUUAUGAUGAGAUGUGUGUUCACUGCAUCCAUCCCUAAGCAAUUUUCCCUCAGUCUUUUCUGUUGAGAGUAUCUCUUUGGAAAAGGAAUCUGGAAAUUAAUUGGUCUCAGUCUCAUUCUGUCUGCUAUGUGGCCAGAUCAUUUUACAGUGAAUUCUAGAGUGACCCAACUUAAUUGUCAUAGAAAUAAUCAGGAAUCAGAUGGCUCACAAGUCUCAAAAAUAUUUUUAUUAUAAUGGUAUUUAUUUUAAGUAAUUUGACCUUAAAUGCAAAGCAUUCACUGAGUGUAAAUAGGUUCUGAUGCAUCCGUUUGACAACAUAAAAAUGUUCAUUUAAAAGGUUUAAACUUAAGAACACCACAUUAAUUUUCAUCUAAAUGCUGCUUUUAGUGCUUUUAUUUAUUAGCUAGGAUUCAGUUUCUCUUUGAACUUGGAAUUUUACAGGAUUGGGGGAGCUAAUUAAGUAUUUGUUCAUUUUUUUCAGCAUAUUCUAUCCCCUCUCAUUUUUUUAAGGUUUAUUUAUUUGAGAGGCAGAAUUACAGAGAGGCAGAGAGAAAGAUGGAGGUCUUCCUUCCUCUGGUUUAUUCCCUAAAUGGCUGCAGUGGCCAGAGCUGGGCCAAUCUGAAGCCAGGAUCCAGGAGCUUCCCCCAGGUCUCCCAUAUGGGUGCAGGGGCACAAGGACUUGGGCCAUCUUCUGCUUCUUUCCGAGGUUGUAGUAGAGAGCUGGAUCAGAAAUGGAGCAGCCGGACUCAAACCGGUGCCCAUAUGGAAUGCCGGCACUGCAGGCAGUGGCUUUACCCGCUAGGCCGUGGUGCUGGCCUCUGUGUUCCCUCUUUUAAGAGAAGUUUGCUUCUUACAACCCAGAGAUUAUGAAAAGUCUCCCUUAUUGUACGUAGCACUGUGCACUUGCCAUUUUUUUUCAAACCACCUUAUAGGAUACAAAAAUAGUUCCUGGUAACAUUGAAGUAAAAGUAGCAGAAAACAAAAGAGCUUUCAAACAGAAUUAUGUUCCCUGCCACCUCCUCCACCUCAAAGAAUAAUAAGCAGGUGGCACAACUGGAGUUCUUCAGAGAAGCUGUCUGCAUGAUUAUCUUCCAGGGUAAUGCACCUGACAGCAUGAGAUUGCGAGAUCUCAAUUGUUCUGCUGUUUAGUAGGGCCUUAGAGACGCUUUGAUUUACUCCGGAGAGAGGCUGUCGUUUCACCAGUAUAUGCGGAUGGGCGUCUCGCAGAAAUUGGGCUCAGAAUCACCAGAGACCAGCCACAUCUGGCUCCAAGCAAUCCGGUUAAUUUCAUGUGUAUAUUUCUAACUUCAAGUUGCCUUAUUUUUUACAGUUAAGAAUUUUUUAGGGGUUUACAGCAGAAUUAAAAAAAAUAUUGUUAGACUUUGGAAUUCCCCUUUUAAUGUCAACUUUACUGAGAUGUGAAGUGUACUUUCUAAUUUCCUCUGAUAAGCUACACAUCAAAGUUUGACUUUUCUGUCUGCCAAUCUGCAUUUUUAAUAUCUUCAAGGUUGAGAGUUCUUUAGGUUCAAAUUUCUAUGAUAUUUUAUUGUGUAAUACGAAAUUUCUUGUACAGAAUUCCAAAUUUCGAUCCUAGUACCUUUUUGAAAAACAUUUUUUUUAUAAUCCUUAUUCAGUUACCAAGAAAUUUUAGGAAGAAGUGAUGUAAACUUGGGUGUCGUGAUUAAAUUCCAUCUGAUUUAACACAUGUGUUAGGCAUAACACAAGCCAGAAGCUGUUUAAUGAUGGGACAGGUUUGCUGGCCUCCAAGGGCUCAGUAGGGAGCAGUGAUGAGAGGAACUAGGGCAGAGGUGAAGGUUGAGAGCCCUGGACGAUUCUGCCGCUCAAGUGCCAUGUAGGGGAGUAGAAAGCGCUGCUGAUUGUUCUGGCGUGGGGCAGGUGUGGUGUGAAUACAGCAGUCUGCAAGCUCUCAGUGCCUGAGCGGUUACACAGUGUAUUCACUCUGAUUUGUGACUAGGUGCAGGAAGAAGCCUGCAUAAUGUUACAUAUUUAUAGUAGUCCUUUGUCUGUAAAAAUGUUAAGUGGAUGAGCUCUUAUGGAAGUAAAAUUCCAUUUUGUAUUUCUCAUUAGAAUUAGUAUUAUAUGACUGUGGCUCAGAUGCUAUUAUUAAAGAAAGAAGAUUCUGUGGAAAAAAGGUUUCAAGGUGAAUUCUCUGUGUGCUGAUGAUAAACGCUAAGAAUAAACGCUAAGUUGUUUGGCCAGACCUCUCCAGUGCGGGGGGGUGACGUUCAGUUCCCAGGCUGGAAAGAUCACACUGAACACUGAUGGGUUCCUGAGAACACUGCCAGAAGUUCCGCAGGCUGUCAGCAACCCGAGGGGCAACCUCCCGCCAGGGCCGUGUGAACACUGCAACUUGGACCUCAUUCAGGCGACCCGGUGCCUCUGGACCCAUUGCCGUCUGCGGAUUUGACAGAACGGGUUUGAUCCUCGCUCGCUGUCCUCACUAGGUGUCCUUUCUGCUUUAUGCCAGCCUGUAAGUGCUAAGAAUCUUUACAUUUUCCAAACAACUCCGCUGUCUUGAUACGAAAAUGCUCAUUCAGAUGGUACCUGCUAAAGCUGGGUGUUCCAAACUUUCUGUGUGCACGGAGGCACUGACUGCAUUCUGCUAAGGUUAACAAUCUCGUUUUUUGGUUUUGUUUUUUAAGUUUACUUAUUUGGAAAGCAGGCGGACAGAGGUCUUCCAUCCGCUGGUUCACUCCCAAAUGCCGGCAACAGCCAGGACUGGGCCAGGUUGAAGCGAGGAGGCAGAAAUUCCAUCCUGGUCUCCGACGUGGAUGGCAGGGACCCAAGAAUUUGGAUCCUCAUCUGCUGCCUUCCAGGUGUACGUUAGCAGGAAGCUGGACCAGAAGCAAAGGCAGGACUUGAUCCCAGGAACGCUGAUACAGGAUACAAGUGUUGCAAGUGGCAGCUUAACCCACUGUGCCACGAUGCCCACCCUGUACAAUAACCCUGUUUUUUCUUGCAUGCAACCAGUGUGGAGAAUGGGACCCCACAGGAGACUCCGCUGUCAGCCCUAUGGGUGCAUGGGCUGCACCAACCACAGAGGAAAUGUUUGGAGGAAAAAGUUACCUUUGUACCUCUGUACUGUACAGACUUUGCCUUGUCAUUAUUCCCUAAGCAAUACGAUUUAGCAGCUAUAUAUGUGGGAUUUGUAUUAGAAUGAUAAGUUAUCUAGAGAUGACUUAAAGUUUGCAGGAAGACAUGCAUAUUAUGUGCAAAUGCUAUGCCAUUUUAUAUAAGGGACUUCAGCAUCUGUGGAUUUUGCUGUGUAUGGGGCCAUAUAACUAAUACCCCACUGACACUGAGAGACAAGUGUAGUUUCCCUUCCUUCCUUCCUUCCUUCCUUCCUUCCUUCCUUCCUUCCUUCCUUCCUUCCUUCCUUCCUUCCUUUCUUUCUUUCUAGAUUUCUUUAUUUAUUUGCAAGGGAGUGUUAGAGAGAGGCAGAGGCAGGCAGGCAGGUGGGGGUGGGGGGGUCUAUGUCAUCUGCUGGUUCACUCCCCAGUUGGCCGCAAUGGCUGGAGCUGGGCUGACCUGAAGCCAGAAGCCAGGCAUCCCUUCUGGGUUUCCCACGUGGGUGUAGGGGCCCAAGGACUUGGGCCAUCUUUACUGCUCUCCCAGGCCAUAGCAGAGAGCUGGAUGGGAAGUGGAGCAGCCAGGACCUGAACUGGCGCCCAUAUGGGAUGCCGGCAUUGCAUGUUGUGGCUUUACCUGCUACACCACAGUGCCAGCCCCAGUCAAGCGUAGUUUUUAAGUGUUGGAACAGAUUUAAAAGUUGGUAUUAUCUAGGAAGUCCUAAAGCUAAAUCUAGUUCCAAAGCAAAAUGUCUUCCUCAUCUACAAGCAUCACAGGUGUGUAAUGUCUCAUGUUUUGCAGAAUGUUUAAAAGUUGUAUUAAAUCACUUAUUUCCUUCCUUCCUCCCUCCCUCCCUCCCUUCCUUUUUCCUUUUUUUUUUUUUUUUUUUUUUUUUUAAUUUGACAGGUAGAGUUAGAGAGAAAGAAAGGUCUUCCGUUGGGUCCCCCCCGCAAAUGGCCACCAAUCCGGAGCCAGGUGCUUCUUCCUGGUCUCCUAUGCAGGUGCAGGGCCCAAUCACCUGGGCCAUCCUCCACUGCCCUCCUGGGUCACAGCAGAGAGCUGGACUGGAAGAGGAGCAGCCAAGACUAGAACUCUGCGCCCAUAUGGGGUGCCGGCACUGCAGGUGGAGGAUUAGCCAAGUGAGCCAUGGCGCCAGCCCCUAAAUCACUUAUGUCUAAUAAGAAAGAUACACCACCCCUUCUAGAGCUUGUCUUCAUAGGUGAUUCUGCUGAUCCCUCUUAGAGCUGAAUUUAAUACUGAAAUCUGGAGUCCCUGGUUCCUUUGUGAAUAACUUUUUUUUCUUUUCUAUGGCCAUAAAGUGCAGGCCUUCAGGGUGGGCAUUUAGCCUAGUGGUUAGGACACAAGGUAAAACGCCUGUGUCCUGCAUCAGAGCACCUCGGUCCAAUGCCCAGCUCCAGCUCCUGACUCCAGCUUCCUGCUAAUACAGACCGUGGGAGGAAGCAGCCUUUGGGUCCCUGCCACCCAAGUGGGAGAGCUGGACGGGGUUCCCAGCUCCUGGCUUCGGCUGUCCCUGUCCUUUGUGGGCAUUUGGUGAGUGCACCCGGGGUGAGAGCUCGCUGUGUCUCAGGUAAAAGUUAGAACCAAGCCAAGCCUUCUGCUUUUGAGCUCCUGGGAGAUGCAGCGCACAGAACAACACCAAACCUAACUGCCGGUUCUCAGACUCUGAUGCCCGGUGUGGCCAUCAGUAGGUCUCUAGACCUCGACUCUGGUCCGUCCCUGCUGGAACUGAUGCCGCUGCAGCAUGCCUGUGCCAGUCACUCAGUGAGCCUCAUCUGUCAGGUCCAGGGCAGAGCUCCCCCGUGCAGUGGCCCAUUCGCAGCCCAGGAGCUUUGGUCAGAAUUCCACUUCUCCUCCGGCAGGGCAGCCAGAAACAGUGCCUCAUCCUCCCGAAAGGCCAAGAGUGGGUGGCCCUGUGCACUGUCAGGCUGCUGUGUGGACACGACUCCGUUCAGCUGAAAGGAGUCAAACUGGGUUUCUGAUCUUUUAUACAAACGUGCUACAAAUGCCUAACCAGUAAGUUCCCUGAUUUCAGAGUGAAUUUCCUUAAUUAUCUCCGAUUUCCAAUGUCUGGCCGAUUGCUUUCCUGAAGCAUUGCUAAUGUAUAGACAGUCAUUAAGACUUCUCUGGGGGUCAGAGUCAGUUUCCCAUGUAGGCACUGGUUUGAGUCCCAGCUGCUCCACUUCCCAUCCAAUGCCCAGCUAAUGGCCUGGGAAAGCAGUAGAAGAUGGCACAAGUCCUUGGGCCCCUGCACCCACGUGGGAGACCUGGAGGAAGCUUCUGGCUCCUGGCUUUGGCCUGGCACAGCCCCGGUCAUUGCAGCCAUUUGGGGAGUGAAAUAGGAGAUGGAAGAUCUCUCUAACCCUAUUUCAAAUAAAUAAAAUAUAUCUUUUAAAAAAAAGACCUAUCUGUAUUUAUCUGAGUGGAACUAGUCUUUUUUCCUUUGUAGGAUGUAAUUUCCAAACAGUAAAAUACACCCAUUUUAGUGCAGGGUUCUGCAAAAUUUGACAAACAUGGUUCACCUGGUAGAAUUGAGUCUUAUUUCUUUGGGGGGGGGGGGAAACAUAUAUUUUUUAAGUAUUUGAAAGGCAGAGUUAGAGAAAGAGAUAGAAGAGACAGAGAGAGAGAGAGAGAUCUUCCUGGUUCACUCCCCAAAUGGCCGCAAUGGCUGGCACUGGUCCAGGCUGAACCAGGAGCCAGGAGCUUCUUCCGGGUCACCCGUGUGAGUGCAGGGGCCCAUGGCCUUGGGCCAUCUUCCGCUGCUUUCCCAGGCGCAUUAGUAGGGAUCUGUUUUGGAAGUGGAGCAGCCGAGACUUGAACAGAACCUGUUGUAGCAAACAGCCACUUAACCUGCUACCCCACAAUGCCGGCCCCGAAAUUGAAAGCUUUAUUCUGAUAUCUACACCACAUGAGAACUUUGUCAGUGAAAAUUUUUACUUCUUCCAGGGAUUUAAGACGAACUAACUAGCAGGUUAACAUUAAUCAAUCAGUGUUGAUUGAUUAAUAUUAAUUAAUCUUGGUGUUUCAACCAGGCUAAGGAAAAGCUGAGCUGUCUGGGUCCAGCCCGACACUCGGGGAAGCAGCGCCCCCUAGUGAGGCGUUGCGCAGAGGCCAUUCUCUGACAGUUAAAGUCUGGUGAUGGAGAGAGGGGACAGGCCUGCUGGGCUCACAGCUCCAGGCUUUGCACAUGUGUGAAAAAACAGCCGUGUGGGAGCCAGGAACUGGUCCAGCAAAAAAUAUUUUGGGCCCUGCCUCCCACCCUGAGAAUCUUUGGUCUGCCUUUCAUUUUCUCCUUGGCAAAGUAACCUGUGUUUUCUCCCCAACAUCACAGGGCCUUCCCUCCCUACAAGGCAGCUAUAGUGAGUGAAUGUUGGGCCCCUCCCUUGACCCCCCCCCCACAUUUAUAAAAGCUAUGUAUGACUGGGACUAAGAAGUACAUGGCUUCUACUACAGAAAAAUGAGGCAGGGAUACAUUCAUAAGAUCAGAGUCGGUGCUGUGGUGUAGUAGGCUAAGCCUCCACCUGUGGUGCCGGCAUCCUGUAUGGGUGCUGCUCCACUUCUGAUCCAGCUCCCUGUUAAUGCACCUGGGAAAGCAACAGAGGAAGGCACUAGCCACAUGGGAGUCCCAGAUGGAGCUUCAUGCCUCUUGCAUUGUGGGAGUGAACCAGCUGAUGGGGGAUACGUCUGCCCGCCCCCCCCCCCCCAUAGCUCUUUCAAAUAAAACGUCUGGAGGGGGCAGUCAUAUGGCUGCGGGUUAACAGUGGGCUAAGCCAAGGCUUGGGAUGUCCAAAUCCUGUAUCUGAGAGCUGAGUCUCAGCUACUGCUGCCCCAGCUUCCUGCUAUUUGCAUCCUGAUAAGGCAGCAGAUGAUGGCUCCAGUACUUGGGUUCCUGCCACUCAUGGGAGACAUGGAUGGAGCUCCUGGCUCCCGAGUUCAUCCUGGCCCAGUCCCGGCUGUUGUGGGCCUUGGGGUAGUGAACCAGUAAAGUGGAAAUCCUUCUCUCUCUGCUCUUCAAAUAAAAUAAUUUUUUUAAAAACGAAGAAAUAAAAAGAAAAGCACUCUCAGCAACCCAAGAGAAUGGAACUGGAGGGAAGGACGUGAGGGGAGAAAGGGAAAACGAACACGAUCGUAGGAGGUUGCUGAACCACAGUGAAAACCAGUGGACUGCAGAAAAUACCACUGGCCAGCUCCACGGGCUGUAGCUGUGGAGAAUGAAGUGAGGCAAGAAGCAAGCACGGGAGUGUUUACUCAACUGUCUUUCUUUCUCUUUCUUUCUUUCUUUCCUUCUUUCCUUCUUUCCUUCUUUCUUUCAGGCAGAGUGGACAGUGAGAGAAAGAGACAGAGAGAAAGGUCUUCCUUUUGCCGUUGGUUCACCCUCCAAUGGCCGCCACGGCCAGUGCGCUGCGGCCGGCGCACCGCGCUGAUCCGAUGGCAGGAGCCAGGUGCUUCUCCUGGUCUCCCAUGGGGUGCAGGGCCCAAGCACCUGGGCCAUCCUCCACUGCACUCCCGGGCCAUAGCAGAGGGCUGGCCUGGAAGAGAGGCAACCGGGACAGAAUCCGGCGCCCCGACCGGGACUAGAACCCAGUGUGCCAGCGCCGCAGGUGGAGGAUUAGCCUAGUGAGCCGCGGGGCCGGCCACUCAACUAUCUUUCAAUUUAAUGUUAAAAAUGGAGUUACAGGCCGGCACCAGGGCUCACUGGGUCAAUCCUCCGCCUGUGGUGCCGGCACCCUGGGUUCUAGUCCCGGUCUGGGCGCCGGAUUCUGUCCCGGUUGCCCCUCUUCCAGGCCAGCUCUCUGCUGUGGCCCGGGUGUGCAGUGGAGGAUGGCCCAAGUGCUUGGGCCCUGCACCCCAUGGGAGACCAGGAGAGGCACCUGGCUCCUGGCUUCAGAUUGGCGCAGUGCGCCGGCCAUAGCGGCCAUUGUGGGGUGAACCAAUGGAAAAGGAAGACCUUUCUCUCUGUCUCUCUCUCCACUCUGCCUGUCCAAAAAAAAAAAAAAAAAAAAAAAAAAAAAAGGAGUUGGGGGGCAACAUUGUGGUGCAGUGGGCAAAGCCGGCACCUGCAGUGCCAGCAUCCCAUAUGGGCACUAGUUCAAGUCCUGGCUGCUCCAUUUCCAAUCCAGCUCCCUGCUAAUGUGGUUGGGAAAGCAGCAGAAGAUGCCCCAAGUACUUGGGCCCCUGCACCCACGUGGGAGACCCCAAAGAAGCUCUUGGCUCCUGGCUUCAGCCUGGCCCAACCCUGGUUGAUGCAGCCAUUUGGGGAGUGAACCAGCAGAUGGAAGACCUCUCUCUCAUUAACUCCCCCCAUCUCUCUCUAACUCUGCCUUUCAAAUAAAUAAUAAAAAUAAGAUCUUAAAAAAAAGCAGGAGAAAAUAUAGAGGCAUUUCAGGCAAUGAAUCCAAAAACUGUGUUUUAUAGAUUUAUAAUUUAUAGAUUCAUGAUGUGUGUGGAUAUGUCAGCUUUUUAAAGUUUAUUUAUAUAAUUUAUAUAUAAUAUAUAAUUAUAUAUAAUAUAUAUAAAAUAUUAUAUAUUAUAUAAUAUAUAAUAUAUAAAAUUAUAUAUAAUAAAUACUAUAAAUAAAUAAAUCUUAUAUAUAAAAAUAUUUAUUUAUUUGAAAGGCAGAGUUACAGAGAGGCAGAGAGAGAGAGAGAGUGAGAGAGGUCUUCCACCCACUGGUUCACUCCCCAAAUGGCUGCAACGGCCAGAGCUGCGCCAAUAUGAAGCCAGGAGCCAGGAGUUGCCUUGUCUCCCACAUGGGUGCAGGGGCCCAAGGACUUGGGCCUUCUACUGCUUUUCUAGGCCAUAGCAAAGAACUGGAUCAAAAGUGGAGCCGUCAGGACUCGAACCGGCACCCAUAUGGGAUAUUGGCACUGCAGGUGGCGGCUUUACCAGCUAUGCCACAGCGCCACCCCCUAAAGUUUAUGUUUUGUUAUUAUUUUCUCAAAGUAAAUACUCACUUUCUCACCUAAAAGAAGAAAAAAAUGAAACACAAAAGUUGACACUGGGGCCAGCGUUGUGACGCAGUGGGUUAAUCCACUGCCGGCAACACCAACACUGGUUUGAGUCCCGGCUGCUCCACUUCUGAUGCAGCUUCCUGGUAAUGGCCUGGAUGAGCACUGGAAGAUGGCCGCGUGUCUGGGCCCUUCCACCCAGCGGGAGACAUACCCGGUGACGUUUCUGGUUCUCAGCUUCAGCCUGCCUCAGCCCUGCAGCUGCAGCCAUGGAGGAGUGAACAGUGGAUGGAAGAUCUGUCUCUCCUCUCUGUAACUCUGACUUCCAAAUUCAUACAUAAAUAAAUCUGGUUUUAAAAAAUAAUUUAUUAUUUGAAAGGUAGAAUUACAGAGAGAGAAUGAGAGAGAGAGAGAGAGACAGAGAGAGAGAGAGAGAUCUUCCAUCCGUUUAUUCACUCCCCAGAUGGCUGCAAUGGCUGGAGCUGCGCUGAUCUGAAGCCAGGAGCCAGGAGCUUCCUCCAGGUCUUCCACGCAGGUGCAGGGCCCUCAGGAUUUGGGCCGUCUUCCACUGCUUUCCCAAGCCAUUAGCAAGCAGCUGGAUUGGAAGUGAAGCAGCCAAGACUCCAAGUAGUGCCAAUAUGUGAUGCCGAUGUUGUUGGCGGUGGCUUUAACCACUAUGUCACAACACUGGCCCCAGUAAAUAAAUCUUUAAAAAAGAAAAAAUUAAAACCAAGUUCAGGGGCAGGCAUUUAGCCUUGCAGUUAAGACACCAGUUAGGAUGCUCAUAUCCCACAUCAAAAUGCCCACAUUCAAGCCCCAGCUCCAGCCCCCGUCUCCAGCUCCUGUAGACGGGAGUCAGCAGGGAUGGCUCAAGUGGUCGGAUCUCUGCUACCCGUGUGGGAGACUGGGUUGAGCUCCUAUCUCCCAGCUUUGGCCUGGCCUGGCCCUGACUUUGGCAGAGUGAACCAGGGCAUGGGAGAUCUCUGUCUCUGAAAUAAGUAAAACAAGACUGUUUAAUGCCAGAUAGAAGAGCCAGUGUGAUUGCACUGAAAUCCCAAAGGCUUACUGUUAAUGCCUUGCACAAAUCCCCAGACAUGCUCAAUGCAACAAACACAGUAAGGGGGACAUGUUUUCUGAUAUACUGACAUGUAAUUUGGAAGCAUCUUGAAUAAAGAGGGGUGUCAAGAUAACUAAAUACCUAACACAUUAUGGAGUUUUAGGGAGAUUUCCCGUUGGCCUUGGCUAUGAAGCAAUAUCCAAAAGUAGUUCAUUACCAGUGAAUGAGGUAGUAAUGCCGAAUUUGAGUAGGAUGUAUUUUUUUAAAUGAGCAUUGGCGCCACCUUAUGGCCAUACUUAGAACAUACACAAAUCAUACCCUACACUCACAUUUCCACUUAAAUAAUAAUCUUAAUUCCAAGAUUAUUUGGAUAUUAUACAAAUAAAUUUUAAACGUUGUUGCUGA